Stegostoma tigrinum is the source of this 4158-nucleotide messenger RNA. It is a transcript of the gene natd1, whose product is annotated as protein NATD1. The coding region runs from base 107 to 469 and encodes 120 amino acids. The record is from RefSeq and is a predicted model, not a curated record. The transcript has 3 exons. NCBI's taxonomy places the organism in Eukaryota, Metazoa, Chordata, Chondrichthyes, Orectolobiformes, Stegostomatidae.
UGGUUUCACAGCUGAUUUCCUGUGGCAAUGUUUAUGUCAGUUUCCCGAAGCGAUCGGUGAAUAUGAAACCCUAACGGAGAGGGCAGAAGACGGGCUCCGAGCUGAGAUGGCCGAGUCCAACGCAGUCCCGGUGCAAGACGAGAACAACUGCCCCAUUAAAGUGGACCACGAUCGCAAAAAGCGACAGUUCGAGGUCCGGUUGAACGGAUCACACGAGCGGGCAGUGCUCUUAUACGAGUACGUGGGAAAGAAAACAAUCGAUCUGCAGCACACAGAGGUUCCUGAUGCAUACAGAGGAAGAGGAAUAGCAAAACUAAUGGCGAAGGCUGCCCUGGACUUUGUGGUUGAGGAGGAUCUCCGAGCUCACCUGACCUGCUGGUAUCUCCAGAAGUACAUCAAAGAGAAUCCACUGCCGCACUAUGUGGAGCGAAUACAGCAGCGAGCACCAACAGAUUUCCAACUUCACUAGGAUCCCUGGAGGUUCUGGCUGCAGUGAUCAUUGUUACAAACUUGAUUUUGUUUUUCUUUUCUUCUUUUUUGAGGGAGGCAGCAGCAGGGAAGUUAUAUUAAUUAUCUGCGUGCAAUUUUAAAUGCACGCAUGUAUUGCGGGUUUGGAAAGAGAGCAGAUAAUAUUUUGUAAAUGUAGGAGGCUUGUGUAUUUACUUUGUAGAAUGUACCCCCCCACUUCUAGCAGCUGAUGGACUCCUGACUUUGUACACAUGGGAUUUCAUCCUCAGUGAGAUUGCUGAAGAAUCAAUCCCUUUCCAACUGACUCAGGAAGUAUCUACAAGACAGGAUAUUACUCAGUUACAGAUUCAAUGCGAUGGAUUAGACAAAGGGAUUAACCGUUCCAUACUUUGCUCAGCAAAAAGCUAAAUGUUUCAUUUUGUAAUUCUUCUUAGUGCUUUCUUGUUCAGCGUGUAUGGCGUUGAGCAUAUGUAUUUCCCACAAGCCUCAAUUUCACCCAUCUACCCUCUUCAAUAUCAAGACUGAGUCCAAGCUAACAGGGUUAACUGUCAGAUUAGAGGACACUGCCAAGGCUAUAAAACAGCAGGAGGGGACACCUAAAUAAAUCUACAAAUUAUGGAUAGGCGAGACUAGACUUGGAUCUUAUGGAUCUAGGCAGAACGGAAGGUUAAGGAAGUUGAAGAAGAGAAAGAAUGGUUGGAAAAGCAUGGGAAGCAGAUUGAUGGAUAUAUUGAGCAUCAGGGCUUAGAAGGUCUGCCUUUUAAAAAUACCUCCAAGGCAAGUUUUGGGCUUGCAACAGGGCCAAGAAAGUGGCUACGUCUGCAAAACAUAGCAAACUUCCAAAGAAAAACUUUAAAAAGAGCUUUGAUAUUAAGUGUAAAGACUAAUCAACUGAUCUCCCCAUGCAGAUAAGUCAAAGAGUUGCAUUGUCGCUUUCCCACUUCUUGUCAUUCCUUGGCUUCAUGGAUCUGGAUAUAUUUCUGCUGCUGGCCACUUCUUAGUGUUUCAGAAAGAUAACAGCAACAUGUAUUUAAUUAAAACAUUUGUCCGCGAAGCUGCCUUGAGAGAGUGAGAGAAGAGAGCGUUUGAAUAAUCAGUUCGUGCACUCCAACCCUAGGAAAACAGGAGCCUCUCUGAAACCCCUCCUAUACCAAUGUAAAAUGCUGGCAUUUAGGGCGUGACCACGUAGGAGGUCAAGUUUAUGCAAAAUGGGAACAGUGACAAGCUUUGCAUUUAUGUAAUGCCUUCUGCUGUCAAAGGUGUCCUGGUGCUUUGCAGAGGCACAUCAGACACCUGUCUAUUGAGGACUAAAGGUUAAUGAGAAUUUCUAAUUAAAAUGAGACAUUUAAAGAAAGAUCUUGCUUUCAUUAAGCACAUUUUGCUACUUCUGGAUUCAGAGCCAAUGAAAUGCAUCUGGAGAUACAGUCACUGUUGUCGACAGCCAAUGUGUUCACAGCAAACUCACACAAACAAUUACAAUAUAAAUUGUCGGGGUUUUUUUUGUGAUGUUGAUUGAGUGAUAAAUAGGAUACCAUCAAGAAUGAUACAGAUUUUCUGUAGGUGCUUCUUCCACCAGACUCCCAACCAUAACUCUGAGUCAGAAGGUCAUGGGUUCAAUUGCCAUGCCUGACACUCCAGUGCAAUACUGUAGUCAUGCUGCACUGUCAGAGAUACUGCCUUUGAUGAGAAGUUGGACUGAGUCACCAUUUUGCCCUCUUAAAAUGAAUGUAAAAAUUUCCCCAGCACUUCUCCUGGGUUAGCAUUUAUCUCUCAGCCAGCAUUACUGAAAACAAAUCAUCGGCUCAUUAUCAUUCUGCUGUUUGUGGGAGCUUGCUGUGCAGAAAUUGGCUACAUUUCAAAAUGUACUUAAUUGGCCGUAAAAUACUUUGAGAUGAACUGAGGUUGUGACAAGUGCUGUGCAAAUGCAAAGUCUUUUUAAAAAAAAUUCGAACAUUUAUAACUUUGAAUGCCCGCAUCAUUCUGAUUCUGGACAAUAAUGGAGUCUUUCUGCAUCACUUUUUUUUUAACUUUCUUGCUUGACUGUAACUUGUUACCCAGAGGAAGCUGGAUCAGUCCUAUGAACUGAAACAGCUCCUCUCAUUAGCCAAGCCCUGUCAGCCUAACAAAGGGAGAGGUUUAAUUGAGGCUCUUUGAUUAACCAGGUUGUCUGAUUGUUCUUCCCGGAGAGGGCUCUAGUUAAUGACAGUCCCUGACCAGCAACACUUACCUUCAAAAGAAAUCGAACAAAGAUUGUGGAUUAGCAUAAUUCUCGUCCUGGUUUUUCACUGUACCUAUCCUGUUUAAAUUGUUUAAUUAAUUGGCAUCACAGAGGAGAACAGGUCAGAAACAAAUGAAGAGGCCUCAACGUCCUGGGGGACCAGACCUUUGUAAAAUCAAGAACACAGCCAAAACAUUAAUGUCGAACAUGUUAAACCACUGAUAUGAGGUGUCACUGUCCUCCAGUUUAAUGAAGGCAAUAGCACCUAACUACCCCCUCCAGAACCACACCCCACCCCCCAACAUUUGGUUAACUCCUUCUGAAUAAAUCAGCAUUUGUCACAGCAGUGUUCAUAACUCUUUAAACUCUAAUUAUUACAUUGUUAACACUGCAGUGUGGUCUAACUCAGUCUUGGGUCAUUUUGUUGAGGAAAACCCUGACUAUGCAUCCUGCCCAAUAUUAGUCUUCACUGAGGUUCCUGUUGCAAUUGUGUAGGAGGCAGAAUGGGCUGUUAAACUGGUACUCCUUCAGAUUCCACAGCUUCCUUGUUCAGUGGGUUGUGUUAAAAUGACUGGCCGUAUGUAGCUCAGUAGAUGUGGCCCUUGGAUCUCCUGACUGCAUUCCUCGGAAUUGAGCUCACUGGAGUUGGAACAGUGCCACUGGAAGAAGCAGCACUUGCUCACAGGGCUGUCAAACUUGCAGCAGCCUGUAUUACCAGCUGGUGCUACAACCUUGUUCACAACCCAGACAGGCUCAUACUCUGUCCUAUCACUGUCUCAGGGAUCCAGUGGUCCAGGUGAAGGGUCCCAUAGCCCUUCUCGGAUCCUGAAGCUCAAUCUAAAGCAAUCUGUCCCAUGCAGCAGCUCAAAAGAGUUCAAGUGUAGGAGAUAAGGUGUAACCUAAUUGGAGUGACAAAUAUAAUUCAUGGGGGUGGGGAAGAGGAACACUUUCCUCUUGUGAGGUACAGCCUUAAAAUUACAGUGAGAUCAUUGGGGCAGGGGGGGUGUUGGCAAUGGCAGACACUAUUCUUCACACAAGAAGGGUCAUGGGAAUCCAUUGUUUGUUCCCUCCAGAAAACUAGUGAAGCUGGGGGAUCAAUUGCAAGCUUUCAAAACUAAGAUUCACAAAUUGUGUUGGCAUUAGAUGCUGAUCAGCGAUGAUCUAAUUGAAAGGUGGAUAAGGGCUGAUAGGAUGAGUGGUGUCGUCUGUUCCGAAAGAUUACCUUCCCCCUCCUGAGUCUUUAAUACCAGCUGUCAACCUUAAUACUCUGUUUAACCUUGUACUCUAUGGUAAUGCUGUGUUAACAUUCUCUGUGGAGAGAUGGGUCCACUCUCCUGUUUGAUACUAUACUUUCAUUGUAAACUCUUUUGAGUGGUAUUUCUGAACUUUUAUGUAUCUUUUAUGCACAGAAUCCAAUUAUUUAGUCUUUAGUUUACAGAGAAAGCAAUAAAUUUCUAGCAAACAGCAUCAGA